UUUCCCAUCUUAAAAACAGCGCAAUCACCAAUAUGCGCAAAUUGGCUCUACAUAAAAAUUCGUUCCAAGCAUCACGGUCAAACAUAAUUCACUCUAACUAUCAGAAACAAUCUGGCCUUACGCAUCAAACCAUCAUAUAUAGUCAUUUUGGAUGAACUUUUAAACAGAACUUUUAAAAAUAAGCUUCCUAUGUUACAAGACACAACAGGUGCGAUAUACAGUAUAGACUAUAUCUGUGUGCUGUGCGGGCUGUUGUAAAUUGGACAUGAACAUUGGUUUUGAUAAGAGUGCGAGAGAAUAACAGGAUUUAUAGUGGCUGAAGUAGAGCUCCAUUUCAUCCUUACUGUUAAUGUUUUUUGUGGAUUUUAUUUCAAAUGCUUAAGAUUUUAUUGAAAGAAGCGUGCUUUAUUUCAAAAACGUUAAUUGUAAUUUUCGUAUCUCUGUGAAACCCAUGGAAAGAGAAACGCACACAGUGCUUAAAAUGUAAUUGUUAAAUCCCCGCAGGAAACUAAAAAGCGACUAGCAGUUCUGAUAUAUCCUAACAUCAAUCCUUGUACGUUUACCUCUCUAGGUUCUACAACGUGGUCAAAUACCAGUCAACAGACCAGUCCAAAAGAUGUCGUUUUGGUACAUAGGAUGGAUUUGACAGAGGGCUGAAGUUACCUCACUCCCAGCGUGCCAUUUGGAACUGGUGUUCAGACUGGAAACUGUGCAGGCUUUGUAUGUAUCGCCUUCCAAUGCAGGUUUAUAGUUCCGUAGCCGCCCAACUUCCCUGGUAACCGAAGUUUUGCAGAUCUAUCACUUCAACCUGUGCCGGCAGCCAGUUAUCAGUAGCUUAACAUUUUCGGAUUACGACAAUCGAUACCAAAUAGCAAUCCAAUUGUUCACUCGGUUCAAACCAUGUUUAAAAAUAAUGAUACCAUUAAAAUACUUGGCUGAACCGACUGAUUGUAGGGAGGUGAUGCUGAAGUUUGCAUCUCUUAAGUCCACAGCGAAUUUCGCCAAGGCGGUUGAGUUGGCCGCUUGAACAGAUUCAACAAGCCGGCGAGAUCAACCCUUCAGGCGCGGUGCAGUUUCGCCGGCUCUUAGUUACAUACAACAUAUAUUUUUUAAAAAACACUUCGAUUAAUUAUUUAUGCAGAUAUUUUAAACAUUGAUUUCCCCCCACUCCGUGCCUUUGAGUAGUUGUGGUGUUAAAAAAAAACCCCUCUUCGAUUGAUCUGUGUCCGCCUACGGUUGACUGUUUGCUCGUGUCAGAAAUGCAGGCGCUCAGUGAAAACACAUCGUCACCUCUGGCAUGUCGUCACCUAUGGAACCGGCGCAGAGAUGUCCAGAGCUGCCUAGGGUGAAUAGACCCCAGCACAGCGACUUCACCAUGCGCCCAGUUCUUACCAGGAUCAAACAUGUUUGAAAUGAGGAAGCUGCAGAUGUCUAUACAGUCCUAGGCGGUGAUGAAGACCCGCUCUUAACAUUGUAGGGACCCGGGAUGGAAGGAUCCAGCGGCUCUAGUUUUGGAAUAGACACUAUAUUGUCCAACGGUUCCAGUAGCCCGGUGCUGGGGAACAGUGAUUUCCCUCACGGUGACAGCAGGACUUCGGAUUUCCGAAACCAAAAUUCGCCGUCCCCGGGCUCAGAGAUCGACACAGUGGGCACGAUCCCCCUCUCGCCGAUUUCCAUGGAGCAAACAGAGGUGCAUCUCAGCGCCGAGAGCCAGCGCCAUCAGCAGCACCAGCACCAGCAGCAGCAAAGUUUACAGCCGCCUCCUCCUCCUCCUCCUCCUCCACCGCAGCAGCCACAGCAACUGGCAGGAGGCAGCUCUGUCCCCAGGACUUCCACAUCUUCUUUCUUAAUUAAAGACAUUCUGGGAGACAGCAAACCGCUGGCAGCCUGCGCCCCUUACAGCACCAGCGUCUGUUCGCCCCACACUCCCAAACCAGAGGCUGAGCCUUUCAGGCAAAAGACGGAACCCGAAGAGGGUAAAAACCGGGACAAGCGAGAUGACGGUCAAAGCGACAGCCUCAAAUGCAACGGAACAAAAGAGGAAGGCGACCGAGAAAUAACGAGUAGCCGGGAAAGUCCGCCCGUGCGGGCGAAGAAGCCGAGGAAAGCGCGGACUGCCUUCUCGGAUCACCAGCUCAAUCAGUUAGAGCGCAGCUUCGAGCGGCAGAAGUACCUGAGCGUGCAGGACCGCAUGGAUUUGGCAGCGGCUCUGAACCUGACAGACACCCAGGUCAAAACCUGGUACCAGAACAGGAGGUACGUAAGACGUCCUGCUCCCUGUGAUACCCCAGCCCUACAAUCUGUGUACACAGCAGCUCCUCGGCGCCCCGCGCGCACUGGCAGCGACUGUGUAUUCUAUCAACUUAUUGCAUGUACAGAUGGCCCAUAUUCUCAACGCUGUAGAAGGAUUUUCACCCAUAAACACUGUGUACUGGGACACCAGUGCUGACCACUGGCAACUCGAGGACUACAUGGUUACGAUUCAGUGCAAAACAAACUACAUAGAUACUAGAAACCAGCGUUAGUACUAGCUAGCACCAAACACGCACACAAACACUCCCGAAGCAAUUUCUUUGUCGCAAUCAGAACGGUUAUAAUGGUCGUCUAUAAAACAAACACAAGAGGCCGUGAACAACGCAAACAUUUUUCAGAGGCUUCCCGUCUAUUUCAAGCCUUGCAAUUCCCAUCCAACGCCGCCGUUGAUAACAGAGUCAAAUUUUACUCUUAAAUCCAUUAAAUUAAGAUUGGCUCCUUUUAUUAUUUUUAGUUAGUGGCGCGUUAGCAUUUUCUAUUAUACCUUGAAAGGCAUUCACCUCGAAUUGACCAGCCCAGCAAUAUUUUUGCGAGUGAUGGGUUAUUUUCAGAUUUUGGUUGCUGCUUUUCGAAAAGAGCGAAUAGUUUUAUUUAAAGUGUGUUUAAAUUGAAUUUUCGAUACCUAGCGCUCGGCAAUGCCGCCGAGAAGCAAUGCCGGUGUUUCUAGCCCAGACAGUGAUGUUUUAACUAAAGCACAGAAGAGGCAAAUCCCAAAGACCUUUAUCCUUCUUUGCCCAUCGGGAUAGACACGAAAUGUUGCAUUCACCACGGAGUUUGGAAAAUGGGGCCGCAGUUUAC
This is a messenger RNA of Chiloscyllium plagiosum (whitespotted bambooshark), 3111 nucleotides long. The record is from RefSeq and is a predicted model, not a curated record. NCBI's taxonomy places the organism in Eukaryota, Metazoa, Chordata, Chondrichthyes, Orectolobiformes, Hemiscylliidae.